AUGAAGGGUCGCCGCGGUGCAUUGUUCGAUGGGUUGCUCUUCUUCUCGAUGAUCAUGUUGUUUGCGUUGACGGUGCAUUCAGCUGGUUCGUCGUCUCUCAAGGUGGGCUUCUACAGACGAUCAUGUCCAGCCGCCGAAUACAUUGUGAGAAGAACUGUGAGAAGGGCGGUGUCUCAGAGUCCCGGUAUUGGGGCUGGACUAAUCAGGUUGCAUUUCCAUGAUUGCUUCGUCCGGGGUUGUGAUGGAUCGGUGUUGGUGAAAUCCCUCCCAGGGACAGCUCGCAGAUACUCGGAAGCAUCAACUACCCCGUCCCUAGUGGUCGCCGCGAUGGCCUCGUCUCCAGCUUCAACAAACCUCCCUUCCCUGAGACUCACCGCCGAACAGCUCAUUCAAAACUUCGCCCGAAAAGGGUUGUCGGCCGACGAGAUGGUCACGCUCUCCGGUGCGCAUUCCAUUGGUAGGGCCCGCUGCUCGUCGUUUUCGGACCGGCUUUACAACUUCAAUGGAACGCAAGCUCAAGACCCGUACCUGGACCGGAACUACGCGGCGGCUACGUGUCCCGUGAACGGAGGCAGUGAUCCGACGGUGGCGAUGGACCCGGCGACGCCCAAUCGGCUGGACAACAGGUACUACGCCGAGCUGAGAGCGGGGCGGGGGUUCCUGACGACGGACCAGACGUUUGCGGAGAGCCCGGCGACAAGGGGGUACGUGGAUGUGAACGCGAGGUACGGUGUGGCGUGGGCUGGCAAGUUCGCUAGGGGGAUGGGUUCCAUUGAUGUUCUGACUGGGAAUCAGGGCGAGAUUAGAAGGAGGUGCAGCAUGGUUAAUUAG
Linum tenue is the source of this 831-nucleotide messenger RNA. NCBI's taxonomy places the organism in Eukaryota, Viridiplantae, Streptophyta, Magnoliopsida, Malpighiales, Linaceae. The record is from the annotation of a GenBank genome assembly.